AUGGUAGCAGAGGGCGGCAUCUGGUCCAUUGACAAAGCGGCUGGCGGCGUGGAGGACGAGGCACGACCUCCGGCCAACACUCAACACGGCGGCGCUGGCACCCAGCAAGAAGCAAAGAUCCUGGGGGUCAUAUAUGACUCCACGUUGACCUUCAGGCCCCACACAGAGCAGCUCGCCCGAACAGCGGCGGGGAAGCUGGCCUCCCUCAGGAGGAUUUCCCGACUCCUGGGCCAGAGGGGUCGUGAGCUGCUCUAUAAAGUCCAGAUUCGCUCUUCGCUGGAGCACUCCUGCCUCGUCUUGGGGGGGGGGGGGCAGCCCCCACGCACCUUGAAACACUCGACAAGGUGCAGCGAUCACCCAGCCGGGUCGACGGACGUCAGUGGACGCUCUUCAACACCGCCGGGACGUGGCGGCCUCACCACGCUCUACAAGGUGCAGGAGGGGAGGGUGAGCCACCUCCUUCAGCUGCGCCUGCCACCCCGCCGGGCAGAGGUGCACACCAGAGCUGUCAGGGCGGCGCCCUCCGCCCUGGCCACGCCGCGGUCACACACAUCCCACCACCAGCGGCAGUUCCAACAAGCAUAA
Eriocheir sinensis (Chinese mitten crab) is the source of this 585-nucleotide messenger RNA. RefSeq lists its product as uncharacterized. Lineage: Eukaryota; Metazoa; Arthropoda; Malacostraca; Decapoda; Varunidae. The record is from RefSeq and is a predicted model, not a curated record. Bases 1 to 585 code for a protein of 194 amino acids. The transcript has 2 exons.